Anas platyrhynchos (mallard) is the source of this 2320-nucleotide messenger RNA. RefSeq names its product serine hydroxymethyltransferase 1 (gene SHMT1). Gene Ontology annotation, biological process: tetrahydrofolate interconversion. Lineage: Eukaryota; Metazoa; Chordata; Aves; Anseriformes; Anatidae. Gene Ontology annotation, molecular function: pyridoxal phosphate binding; glycine hydroxymethyltransferase activity. Gene Ontology annotation, cellular component: mitochondrion; nucleus; cytoplasm. The record is from RefSeq and is a predicted model, not a curated record.
GCUGAUUGGUGGAGGCGCCGAGGGGGGCGUGGCCGAGCUGCCUAGGGUAGGCGCGCGGCUUCCCGCGCGGAACCAGGAGCACGAUCGCGAUCGGGAGCAGGAUCCGGAGCAGGGACCGGGAGCAGGAGCGGGCCGGUGACGUUGGACGCAGCAGGAGAUGGAGAAGUCGGCAGCCAACUCGAGCCUCCCUAGCACGGAGCUCUGGGCCUCCCACAACAAGAUGGUGAUGGAGCCGCUCGACACCAACGACCCCGAGGUGCACAGCAUCAUCAAGAAGGAGAAGCAGCGGCAGAGGCUGGGGCUGGAGUUGAUCGCCUCGGAGAACUUUGCGAGCCGAGCGGUCCUGGAGGCGCUGGGGUCCUGCCUGAACAACAAAUACUCCGAGGGCUACCCAGGACAGAGGUACUACGGCGGGACCGAGUUUGUGGACGAGCUGGAAAGGCUGUGCCAGAAGCGAGCCCUGCAGGCCUACCGCCUCGACCCCCAAAAGUGGGGCGUCAACGUCCAGCCCUACUCAGGCUCCCCCGCCAACUUCGCCGUCUACACGGCCUUGGUGGAGCCUCACGGCAGGAUCAUGGGGCUGGACCUGCCCGAUGGGGGGCACCUGACGCACGGCUUCAUGACGGACAAGAAGAAGAUCUCGGCCACCUCUGUCUUCUUCGAGUCCAUGCCCUACAAGGUCAACCCCAAGACGGGUUACAUCGAUUACGACCGCCUGGAGGAGAACGCCCGCCUCUUCCACCCCAAGCUGAUCAUAGCAGGUGUCAGCUGCUACUCGCGCAACCUGGACUAUGCCCGCAUGCGGAAGAUCGCCGACGCCAACGGCGCCUACCUGAUGGCCGACAUGGCCCACAUCAGCGGGCUGGUGGCCGCCGGCGUCGUGCCCUCACCCUUCGAGCACUGCGACGUCGUCUCCACCACCACGCACAAAACCCUGCGGGGCUGCAGGGCCGGAAUGAUCUUCUACCGCAAAGGCACCCGCAGCGUGGACCCCAAAACGGGCAAGGAAACGCUCUACAACCUGGAGAGCCUCAUCAACCAGGCGGUCUUCCCCGGGCUGCAGGGGGGGCCGCACAACCACGCCAUCGCAGGGAUCGCCGUGGCGCUGCGGCAGGCCAUGACGCCCGAGUUCAAGGCGUACCAGCAGCAGGUGGUGGCCAACUGCAGGGCGCUGGCGGCAGCGCUGAUGGAGCUGGGCUACGACAUCGUCACGGGGGGCUCCGACAACCACCUCAUCCUCCUGGAUCUGCGCAGCAGAGGCACGGACGGUGGCCGGGCCGAGCGGGUGCUGGAGCUCUGCUCCAUCGCCUGCAACAAGAACACGUGCCCCGGCGAUGUCAGCGCCCUGCGCCCCAGCGGGCUGCGUUUUGGGACCCCAGCUCUCACCUCCCGCGGCUUCCAGCAGGAUGAUUUCCGCAUGGUGGCUCAGUACAUCCACAGAGGGAUCGAGCUGACGCUGCGGGUGCAGAACGAGAUGAGCCCCAAGGCCACGCUGAAGGAGUUCAAGGAGAAACUGGAGGAGGAGAAAUACCAGAAGGAGCUCAAGGCACUGAAGAUGGAGGUGGAAGCCUUCGCAGCGACCUUCCCGCUCCCAGGGCUGCCCGUCCUGUAAGGGGAAGCGCCCCGAGCCAAAAACCCAGGACCACAGCACCCACACAGACCCCCAGCCCCCGAGCCCAGCACCCCAAAACCUCCUCCCUGCUGCUGGCAGUGGCUCCGUGCAGCAGCAGAUCCUCGUUUGCCUCUUCCUCACCCCGUUUCGGAGGCAGGAACCCCUCUGAGCACAGCCCCGCGCUACCGCUGGGUCCGAGCAGAAGGAAACCCCCAGCUUCAGGAUUUGGGUUUCAGCCAGCUCUGCCCCGCUGUGGGAGCAGCAGAGGAGGUCACAGCCCUGCCUGGCGUGGUUAUCUUCGCCAAAACCCCCUGCCCAGCGUGGCUGGGGGGGAAAAAAAUGUGAAUCUACCCCCAGGAGCCAGCACCUUAAAAAAAAAAAAAGCCGUCCUGGCUUCAGCAUCCCAGACUUGCCUUUGGAGGUGCCAGCUCUGCCUUCGUCCUUGCCAGCCUCCACGUGCCUUGAUGGGGCCAAAAAAUCCCCCAGGACCAGCCCUCCUGGGGCUGCUCGGCCGCCUCCACUGCUAGCACCAGCCCUGGGCUCCAGGGGUUUCCCAGAGCUCCGCGCACAAACCUUCGCUGGACCCAUUUUUUAAUAAGCACAGGAAAAUUUAGGGAUUUAACCACCACGUACGCCAAGAAUUAGAAGCUUUAAAAAAAAAAAUAAAACCGAUUUUUUGGUUCGUUUUUUUUUUGUAUUUCAAAAAUA